Molecule: messenger RNA, 1299 nt
Organism: Python bivittatus (Burmese python)
Lineage: Eukaryota; Metazoa; Chordata; Lepidosauria; Squamata; Pythonidae
Source: RefSeq, a predicted model, not a curated record
AUGAUAUUAAUUGUUGGAGGAGAUUUAUAAGGACAUCUUACUGAAGAAGUAUUCCAGAAAAUUUCUCCCAGUCUUCUGUAUUUUAUCGCUCUGGAAUGUAUUUUAUCACUCUGGAAUGAAACUGAAGAUGUUCUAGAGAUGAAAAGGAAACAUUUUAAAAUAUCUGAAAGCCAGCAUUAUGGCACUAUGUUAGUUUCAGUAACCCUUCUUUACAUUCACACCACAUUGGGUGCAGCAUAUUUACCCUCUCCAGAAUUCUUUAUGAAAUAUAUUUUCAUGUCUCUCAACAGUGCAAAGGAACUCCAUGUAACAGCAACAAAUCAACUCCUGAGCAUGCUCUGGGCAAGAAAGAGUUGCAGCACCAGUAUCCAAACUCAGCAUGGCAAAGCAAAGAGAGAUGCUGAGUAUCAGAACAUUCCCAUUACAACAAGGCCAAAGAAGGGAAAUGCCAUCGAUAGAUAUUGGGAAGACAUUACUGAUUGGCAGCAAGCUUGUUUCUCUGCAAAUAAGCUUGUGAAGAUAUUUUUACACGAAAGUCAUCUACUAAUUUCUACGGAACAUUUUCAGCAAAUAAGCCAAGUGAUCAUUCAACAGUUAUUAAGUUAUUCUUGCAAGCUUAAGAAGUCAGUGAAAGUUCUUGGUUUGCAUAUACAUGACGUUCAAGAGUCUGCUAAAGAGGAAGAGACUGGUAAAGCACAUGUUUGGAAGAUGUUGGCUUUGACUGGUGGAAUUCGAUUCUUUCUCAUUGAAAAGAGAUUUGUUCUUUUGCUGACACCACAUGAGCAUCACAGUUCUGAGGAUGCUGAUUUUACUAACCUGUCUUCAGAGAAGAAGAUAAUCAUCAGAAAACGUCAAGGAAUUAGUUUGUUAGCCAUUGUGGUUCUCCUGGGUGACAGUCUUUACAAUUUUGCUGAUGGUUUGGUAAUAGGUGCAGCAUUUUCAUCAACAUAAAUGGGUGUUACAACAUUGCUAUAUCAUGAAAUUCCUCAUUAGAUAGGAGAAAAGAUUGCGGUGCUGUUAAGUACUGGGCUUUCUUCGAAGACUGCCAUUUUAAUGAAUUUCAUAAGUGCCUUUCAUACCUGUAAGCUUUCAAUAUCAGCAGAUCCUUCCAUUCAAAACUGGAUAUUUACUGUCACUGCGGGAAUGUUUUUGUAUUUAUCAUUAGUGGAAAUGCUUCCUGAAAUGACUCAUAUUCAGCCACAGCGACCCUGGUUGAUGUUUCUUCUACAGAACCUUGGAUUGCUGUAAGGGUGGCUUUGCCUCUCACUACUGGCUAUAUAUUAACAGAUUAGAAUAUAA